Aspergillus fischeri NRRL 181 is the source of this 606-nucleotide messenger RNA. RefSeq lists its product as uncharacterized. The record is from RefSeq and is a predicted model, not a curated record. Bases 1 to 606 code for a protein of 201 amino acids. The transcript is spliced from 2 exons. Lineage: Eukaryota; Fungi; Ascomycota; Eurotiomycetes; Eurotiales; Aspergillaceae.
AUGGAUCAAAUGCUCACGCUCAGAACCCCUGAUGGCAUUGUUAUGACCUACUUCGACGCGACGCGGCCACGAACAGAUCCUAUGGUCUGUGUGAAUAUUCUUCGACUCUUUUAUCAUUACAGCCGAGGAAUGGAUCCUUCGCUACGUGCAACCAAGGACUGGGUCCAUCAAGUUCUCCUCAACUUUGCGUAUAUUCACGGCACGCGGUAUUAUACGUCGCCGGACGUUUUCCUCUACUACGUCUCUAAAUUGGUCCAAGAAAACCCAGGCUCGGAUAUCUGUCGGGCUAUUGUUCCACUAUUAACCUCACGUCUACGAGCACGGGUGAAUGCCGACGGCGAUUCCAUAGCACUUGCGAUGCGAAUAAUCGCUUGCCAGGCACUUGGAAUCCCUGACGAGCUCGAUUUGCAAAAGCUACUCUCCCUACAAAGCGAGGAUGGCGGAUGGGAGGUCGGCUGGCUCUGCUGUACUGGAAAGAGAGGCAUCCGUAUUGGUAACCGCGGUGUUGCAACAGCACUCGCAAUUCAUGCAAUAGAAAGCAUGACCUCGCUGACAAACAUCGGGCUGCAAAUGGGGGUUGGAACCUUCUGGCGGAAUAGCGUAUAG